Messenger RNA from Castor canadensis (American beaver), 933 nucleotides. RefSeq names its product zygote arrest 1 like (gene Zar1l). Gene Ontology annotation, biological process: translation. Gene Ontology annotation, cellular component: cytoplasm. Lineage: Eukaryota; Metazoa; Chordata; Mammalia; Rodentia; Castoridae. The record is from RefSeq and is a predicted model, not a curated record.
AUGGAGCGCUUGGUCAGAGUUCCCUGUGGCUUCUACCCGGGCUAUGGAAACACGCUGCCUUUGGGCCAGCCUGGACACUCAGGACACAAACAACCCCACUGGAGACAGGACAUGGGUCCCCCCACUUUCCUGGCUAGGCCAGGGCUGCUGGUGCCUGCGAACGCCUCUGACUACUACAUGGACCCUUACAAGAGGGCUCAGCUCAAGGCCAUUCUUGCGCAGAUGAACCCCAACCUGAGUGUACAGCUUUGCAGGGCCAACACCAGGGAGGUGGGCGUCCAGGUGAGCCUGCGGGUGGACAAGUCCGUGCAGUGCUCGCUGGGGCCUCGAACUCUGCGCAGCCGAUCACCCCGGGACAGGACUGGCCCCGGGGAGCCUGGGACAGCCCGGGGAGCCUACUCACCAGUGAUGGGCCCAAGGGGCCGGAUAGGGCUGCCAGAUGGGGAAGAUGUAAGCAAGGCGCCUUCUGGCCCUACUGAGACCAGCCAGCAGUCAAGGCCAACUCCAAAGUCAGAAGAUGACAAGCAGGGAGAGGAAGGUGUUGCGGGUCCUCAGGAAAGGAAGAGCAAGCAGAUACAUGGAGAUGCAGCCAUGGAUCCACUCCGGAAACCUAACUUUCAGUUUUUGGAACCAAAAUAUGGCUAUUUUCACUGUAAAGAUUGUGAAACCCGAUGGGAGAGUGCUUAUGUGUGGUGUAUUUCUGGAACUAAUAAGGUUUAUUUCAAACAACUCUGUUGCAAAUGUCAAAAGAGUUUUAACCCUUAUCGAGUAGAAGCCAUCCAUUGUCAGACCUGUUCAAAGUCUCGUUGUUCCUGUCCUCAAAAGAAAAGACACAUUGAUCUAAGGAGGCCUCAUCGACAGGACUUGUGUGGUCGCUGCAAAGACAAGAAAUUCUCCUGUGGCAAUAUUUACAACUUUAAAUACAUCAUAUGA